Molecule: messenger RNA, 469 nt
Organism: Vicia villosa (hairy vetch)
Lineage: Eukaryota; Viridiplantae; Streptophyta; Magnoliopsida; Fabales; Fabaceae
Product: protein MAIN-LIKE 1-like
Exons: 2
Coding region: 28-399 (123 amino acids)
Biological process (GO): meristem development; meristem maintenance
Source: RefSeq, a predicted model, not a curated record
UUUGUAAAGAUGUUUUAACUUCUACACAUGGGUGAAAGGCACAGAGGAACUAGGGUGAACCUUCAGACAUUUGAUGUUUCACGAUUUCAUUGUCGCACUCACAAUUAUGUCUCUCCUGACGAGAGGGUAGUUCUGUAUCUGGAAGCAUGUAGUUUCGAACAUGUUAUCAAAAUUUCCAACAACACCAUCGAUCCAAAAUUCAUCCUUUCAUUAUUAGAGCGAUGGAGGUCUGAAACCUACACAUUCCAUCUUCCAACAUGUGAGUGUAUAAUAACUCUGGAGGAUGUCUACAUGUUGCUUGGUCUGCCCAUUGAUGGGAAGGCUGUUAAUGGAAGUGUUCAACAUGCGAAUGAGCUAUCUGAGAGGGUGUUGGGCCAUGACAUGAUUGUGACGGACUAGAAGUCGAGGGGUCAAGGUAUCAAUCUUAAUACCCUUAAAGAGUAUUAUAAGGAGAUUGAGUUAGACGAGA